Pseudoliparis swirei is the source of this 3392-nucleotide messenger RNA. RefSeq lists its product as uncharacterized. The record is from RefSeq and is a predicted model, not a curated record. The coding region runs from base 91 to 3336 and encodes 1081 amino acids. The transcript has 24 exons. NCBI's taxonomy places the organism in Eukaryota, Metazoa, Chordata, Actinopteri, Perciformes, Liparidae.
CCUUAGCUUUAACGCAAUCAUAAGGACACACACACACACAGACACAUGCGUACGCUGAACCAAGCUAUUGAGAAACCAUGUAAAAGAUAAAUGCGGAGCACUGGGAUGAAGAAUCUACAAACUUUAUAUUCGCUGCCAAUUUUGGCUCUGGCAAGUUUCUUCAUCAGGAUAAGUGGAUCGACCUCUCUUCACCUGGUGCUGACCGGUCCAGACGAGGCCUACCUCGGCUCGAGGGUGGCUUUCCGGUGUGUUGCACCUGAGUCUUCUCUGCCAGUCACCUAUGAGCUGAUCCGGGACAGUAGCGUCCUCAUCACCACAGUCGCUGAUCUCCAAGGGGACCAACCGGCCUCAUUAUACCUGAAGGUCGCUGCAUCGUCGGAGGGGUCGUACCACUGCAAGGCGACGACACGGCGAAGCACAGGAGUCAGCAACAGCAUCACGCUGACUGUAGUCACUCCAGCAUCAAACACCAGAGUGACCUCUGACCCCUUCCCCCCGGUCGCACACGAGGGGUCACGCAUUGAACUGAGCUGCAGCGUCGCAAAGGGCUCCCAUCUUGUCUACAACUGGUUUUUCAACAGGAAGGAACUGACAUCUUUAACCUCUCCACUCCUUGUCCUCACUGGGAACACGCUAGUGAUUGAGAAGGUGGCUCCAGAGCAUGCUGGGUACUAUUCAUGCAUGGCUUGGUCCAGGGUGCAGGACACCAGAAGAUUUUCCAGCAGCACAGAGGUCCUGGUGACAGUCAAAGUCUACGUUUCAAAACCAAGAAUCUCUUUCUCCAUCUCCAAAGAGGGAACCAGUCCCGGUGGCAAUGUGACGUGCUGGUCAACAAGAGGGAGUCCUCCGGUUAACAUCUCUCUUUUAGUGGAUGACAAAGAAGUGGGAUCUGCCACAGUUGCUCAAUCCCUUGUUGCCUGGUUCCCCGUCGCCAUGGUACCCGGGCAGGACAUGGCCGUUGCUCGAUGCCGGGUGAAGACUGAGGUGCAGGAGUUGAUGAGUGAGCCUGUGACUCUGGAAAUGGUUCCAGUCGGAGGUGAUGUGAAAGUGGAAGUUGAAUAUCUCUACAGUGCUGACUCCAUACUGACUGCUGCCAAGCUUACCUGCCAAGUCAGCAGAGGCACUUUCCCUUACAUCUCUUGGCUCUUGAACAACUCCGGCCUUCCCUCUGAGACACAUGUGGACUCCCAUGUUCACCCCAUCCGGCCCCACGCUGCCUUAACCGACGGGAGACGAACCCUCGUUCUGGCCGAGCUUGGCCCAGAGGAGUCUGGGUAUUACCGCUGCAGGGUCAGGGACAGCUACAAUGAAUCCGGGCCCUGGGUGGAGAGUGCAGCCGUGCUGGUCCGAGUCUCAGACAGGAUCCAAAACUCCAUGUCUCCAGCAACAUCCUCCACUAAACCACCACCAAAGGUUUUCCUGAACACCAUAGUUAUCCUCACCAUAGCGUUCUGCUGCUCCCUCUUUCUGAUGUUGGCAGUGGGUGUAGGCUGUGUGUACAAGAUGUUUGAUGACAAGCAAGGUGUGUCUCACGCCCACGUUGCUACAACAAAUUCUGAUGAACUUCCUCUAUCUGCACCCACAUCCCAGUCAGGAGGCGAGCAGGACGAUACUUCGUCUCCAGAUAUUGUUGUUGUUAGUCUCUUGUUUGACUUUGCUGUCUACCUAAGCUCCAUGUUUGACCCUUUCCUCAGUAAAGAUCAACACGCCUGCAUAACACGGCAUAACAUGUUCACAUUUGACCUAUAUAGUUGUAAUAAAGAGUGUUCUUCAAGAAUGUUGGCUUCCCUCUUUGUGGUCAUACUGGGGUUGUGCUUCUGUAGCAAGGGGAGCAGCCAGUCCAUUCUGGGGCGUCCAGAAGUUAUUGGCCCCUCAGAAGCUUUGUUAAAAAGCGUUGUAGUUUUUAAGUGUCAACUGAAAAUCUACCCCGAGAAUGAAACUAUCCUGCUGCAGCUAUUCAAGGAGGAUAACCGUGACAAGUUGUUGGGGGAAUACACCUCCCUCAACGGGGAAGUUGCAAUAAUCCCCAUGGUGAUCAAACUAUACCAUGAGGGCAGCCUGGAGUGUGUGGCCAAGGCUCAAAACAACUCCAACAUAGAGCCCACUGUCAGCUACACACACCACCUGAAGGUUAUUGAGCCGGUGAAGGGUGCAGGGAUUGACGUUCGAUCCGGCCCAGUGGACUUUUUUGAGGGGAAGGCACUGGAGCUACACUGUGACAUCAUCGCUGGAAAUCACGUCUCCUACCAGUGGCUGCAGAAUAGUCAGCUCGUCACUCGGUCACGUCUCCACUAUGUUGCAGAUGGCCAUCUCUUGACCUACAGAACGACUUCCAAAGACAGCGGCUCCUAUGUGUGCGUCGCCACCAACCGCUUCAACAACACAGACAUCUUCACCUCCAGUAGCUCUGAAGUUAUGAUCACAGUCAAAGACGUGGUGUCGACCCCUGACAUCUCCUUCGCCGUGUUAAAGGAAGAUUCCCACAACUAUUCCGCGGAGGUCACGUGUCAGUCGACUAAAGGGACUCCGCCUGUCACCUUUUCGCUGUACAACAGGACGGAAUUGGUCGCCAAUAAAACGAUUGAAGAGAGAACCGCGACAUUUAAGGUUCCCCUGGUCUUGGGCCAGCACUUGGGAUGGCUCCAGUGCCAGGCAAACAAUGGAGACCAGAUCGGAUUCAGUCAAUGGAUUCCUCUGGAAGUUGUCCCGGUCGGAGGGCCCGUGACAAUGCAUUACGACUAUGACGUCGGAGAACACUACGCUGUGAUCGGCCUGAGGUUCUACUGCAAGGCCGCGAAGGGAUCUCUUCCUCGGUUCCAGUGGUUCCUCAACAAAACCCUCCUACGUGACAGAGGAAGCUUCUAUUACGCGGUCGACCAGCCUCCAGAACGGUCCAUACUCCUGCUGUCUGUGGGGAGCAGCAGCGCUGGAACGUACCACUGUGAAGUGGCCGACAGCUUUGACAACACCAGCUCCGUAAGCAGCAACGGGAUGUAUUUGGAUACAGAAGUGCUGAACCGUCUCCCCGUCUUGGUGGUGGCAGUUGUCUUUGGAUGUUUCACGUUCCUGGUGGUCCUGGUCUCUAUUUGUUGUUUGGUUGGAGCAAUGUUCAGGCGAAGGCGGAAUGGAGGAAAGUAUCUGUUGAGCUUGGAGAUGAAUGUCGCAGCAUAUGAGGCGAGCUGGUUAGAUUCGUCAGAGUACGAUGAAAAUGCGGAUUUGGUGGAAACCACCAGAGGGGAUGUAUUUGAUCUGGCGGCUCAGACUUCUGUAGAUGAAUGGCCCGAAAUUGUGAAAGAGAAGAAGUCGUUGGAGGAUAAACAGGUUGAAGGACCCUGAGGGUAAACUGUUUGAUAAACAGGCUUUUGUGGUUGAAUAAACACAUCUGCUCGUGA